Spirometra erinaceieuropaei is the source of this 2934-nucleotide messenger RNA. NCBI's taxonomy places the organism in Eukaryota, Metazoa, Platyhelminthes, Cestoda, Diphyllobothriidea, Diphyllobothriidae. The record is from the annotation of a GenBank genome assembly.
AUGGAUCUUCGCGUCGACAUCGUCGAGACGAGGCUCUGCCUGGACCAUCGCAGGAGGUCACCAGGUAAGUUCUUCCUCAGGUAAGUGCAUUUGCUCUGUUUCUUCCUUUUGUCUGCUGAAGUUCCGCGUCGUACGCUGCGCUUGCUGCCUGUCCUUUAUAUGCUAGUCUGUCUGUUAAUAGCUAAACGACACCCUCGAUGCCUGCUGCGAUUGUCUGUCCGUCAGUCUAUGCCACUCUCUACUAAUAGCUAGGUGUUACGGUGCCUGACCUUGUGUGGUGCCCUCACUUUGUCUCUGACUGGUGACUGUGUCCGCUUGUCCACUCUAGUUCUAAGUCCCAUAGCGUUAGGUAGUGUGUAUGCUCUCUCCUACUUCACUCCCUCACAUCAUCACCUCACCACCAAGAUCCCAGGCUAAUUCGGGUCGUUCUCUCACUAACAAAAAUUCGUGGCCCAUAGUGGAGUCCGGCAGCCGUCUGGGAUAACCAUGCAGCACUGUUCAGGGAUGCGUUGCCUGCCCCCGCGAGGGGGAGGGGGCUAGAAAAGGUGCCCUAAAGAUCGCUGGGAACCACGCUGUCUGUAGGCUGGCCGUGGCCGCAGACAAAAAACACACGGUCGAAAAAGCCAAAACCGAAACAACAACAACAACAAUCACUCUCUUCCUCUUCCAGCCUAUUCUUCUUCUUCUCCUUCUCCUACUUUUCGCCGCCGCAGUCGCCAGACUGGCAGGGUGAGCCCGCUCACUCUGGCAGCCUGGAAUGUUCGUUCCCUUUUAGACAAUCCGAGGAGCAACCGACCGGAACGGAGGACGGCGCUAGUGGCACGAGAACUGGCGCGUUACAAGGUAGACAUCGCCGCACUCAGCGAGACCCUAUUCUCUGAACAAGGCCAACUGGAGGAGGUGGGUGCCGGUUACACCUUCUUCUGGAGUGGUCGACCCAAGGCAGAGCGACGAGACGCGGGCGUCGCCUUCGCCGUCCGGACCGACAUCGUGGGAAGACUGCCCUGUUUGCCGCAGGGAAUCAACGACCGCCUCAUGAGCCUCCGUCUGCCCCUCCGGCGAGGAGGCAAGUUUGCCACCAUCAUCAGCGCCUACGCUCCGCCGAUGAGCAGCCCCGACGCCGUCAGAGACAAAUUCUACGAGGACCUGCACGCCCUCUUGGCGACUGUGUCGAAGGCGGACAAGUUGAUUGUCCUUGGCGAAUUCAACGCCCGCGUCGGCACAGACCAUGCUGCCUGGAGGGGAGUGCUGGGUCCCCACGGUCUCCGCGGCUCCAACGACAGUGGUCUGCUACUGGUUCGCGCCUGCGCAGAACACCGCCUCAUCCUGACGAACACGUUCUUCUGUCUGCCGGAGCGAGAGAAGGCCACCUGGAGGCAUCCUCGAUCGCGCCAGUGGCACCUGCUGGACUACGUCCUCGUUCGGAGGCGAGAUCAGCGGGACGUGCUGGUGACGAAGGCGAUCGCGGGUGCUGACGGGUGGACCGACCAUCGCCUCGUCAUCUCGAAGAUGCGUAUUCGCCUCCAGCCUCGCAGGAGACCACAAGGUAAGCGACCCCCAGGUAAGCUGAAUGUUGCUUUGUUGUCUUUGCCUGCUCACCGUCUCCAUUUCUGGAAUGAGAUAGCUCAACGGCUAGACAAUCUUCCUAUCGCUGCCGCCACCGACGACGCCGCCGCCGCCGCUGCCGAGAACGCCUCCGUGGAGAACCGCUGGUGUCAACUGCGAGACACCGUCCAGUCGAAGGCGCUCGCCGUCCUCGGUCGCGCUCCCCGCCAACACCCGGACUGGUUCGACGACAACGACGCCGCCAUCAGAAAUCUGCUUGCUGAGAAGAACCGCCUCCACAAAGCCUACGUAGAUCAUCCCACUGAGGACAACAAAGCUGCCUUCUACCGCAGUCGCCGCCAACUUCAGCAACGACUGCGCGAGAUGCAGGACGCCUGGACUGCUCGCAAAGCUGAGGAGAUCCAAGGCUACGCCGACCGCAACGAAUGGAAGAACUUCCUCUCCGCGAUCAAAGCUGUCUACGGUCCGCCGAAGAAGGGCACUGCUCCUCUCCUCAGCGCCGACGGCAGCACUCUCCUGACUGAGAAGUCGCAAAUACUGCAGCGAUGGGCCGAGCACUUCCGAGGCGUCCUCAACCGCCCUUCCGUCAUCUCCGACGCCGCCAUCGCCCGCUUGCCGCAAGUGGAGACCAACGUGGACCUCGACCUCCCGCCAUCUCUCCAGGAGACCAUCAGGGCCGUGCAGCAACUCUCCAGCGGGAAAGCACCCGGAUCGGACGCAAUCCCUGCCGAGGUCUACAAGCACGGAAGUCCCCAACUGAUGGAUCACCUGACUGCGCUCUUCCAUGAGAUGUGGCGUCAAGGUGAAGUCCCGCAAGAUUUCAAGGACGCAACUAUCGUGCACCUAUACAAGCGCAAAGGGAAUCGCCAAGUCUGCGACAAUCACCGCGGCAUCUCCCUACUGAACAUCGCCGGGAAGAUCUUCGCUCGCAUCCUGCUCAUCCGCCUCAACAUCCAUCUGGAACAGGGCCUUCUGCCGGAGAGCCAAUGCGGCUUCCGUCGUCAUCGCGGGACCACGGAUAUGAUCUUCGCAGCCCGCCAACUCCAGGAGAAGUGCCGGGAGAUGCGAACCCACCUGUACUCUACCUUCGUGGACCUGACGAAAGCCUUCGACACGGUGAAUCGUGAAGGACUUUGGAAGAUCAUGCAGAAAUUCGGCUGUCCGGAGCGAUUCACUCAGAUGGUGCGUCAGCUGCACGACGGUAUGAUGGCGCGAGUCACGGACAGCGGUGCUGUCUCAGAGGCAUUCGCAGUGACCAACGGAGUGAAGCAGGGAUGCGUGCUGGCACCAACCCUCUUCAGUCUUAUGUUCUCUGCCAUGCUGAUGGACGCCUACCGCGACGAACGCCCUGGAAUCCGCAUCGCCUAG